Porites evermanni is the source of this 6015-nucleotide messenger RNA. NCBI's taxonomy places the organism in Eukaryota, Metazoa, Cnidaria, Anthozoa, Scleractinia, Poritidae. The record is from the annotation of a GenBank genome assembly.
AUGUUAAGCGAGUAUGCAGGAAUUAAGUUUGGCGAGGGUAAAAAACAGCGAAUUAUCACUAUCGCUCUGCUUGUUGUAGCUUUGAUCGUCCUCAUUGUUGGAAUCGUGUUGAUUGUAGUCGCCGCAACCAAAAAGGAUGAUAAAUCAACUUCGACUCCCUCAAAGCCCGGUUCCACUCCAACAGUCCCCGUCACGAAGGCACCUUCCAGUAGGUGCGAUUUUUCAGAAGAAGCUCAAAAUGCAGGUCUUCCUGAAUUUCUUAAUCGCGUUAAAUCAACCUACUUCAAGCUUCAUCCUUAUGAUGUUGUAUCCGAUCCAGACGUCACUCCGGAUCGAGUAAAAACAGAAUACGUCGCAUACGAUCCUACGCCGGCCGUGAUCAAAAACCGCUCGGACACCGCUCUGGCGUUGCUGAAAGAGAUUAGCGACAUGAACAUUAACACAAACAGGUUGAAGCCCCGAGAGAGGAAGGCGUUGGCACAAGUAAAGCAUUAUCUUCAACAUAUGUUCGGUCAGCCUUACGAUGUCAACUACUACGCCGGAGAUUGGAUGAUGGGCCCGAAUUUGUUCUGUUGGCAGGAAAUCUGUGCACAUGGUUACGGUGUCCACAAUGGAAUAGGACGGCAUCACAAGCCGUACAACGCCGAUGAUGUAAAACUAAUAGAAAGCAAGCUGAAAACUCACAAGGCAGGAUUUCUUCAGUAUAUUGCAAACAUGAAGAUGGGUGUUCGAAGGGGAAUGAUCCGAAGUACGGAAGAGUGCUUAGCAGGUCUCAACUCGAUCAAGAGGCGAUACUUGAAUACUUCUCGUUAUAAUGAGACAGGUGAGGUGGUUUACCCUUCUUUGAGUUGUCCAUUUAUGAUAUUCUUUGGUGCACAUUUUUAGACUUUACCUGAGAUUUCUUUGAUCGAUUCUUAUUCUGUUCAAUGACUUGAAAACUAUUUUCCUUUUCGCUUACGUCGCAGACGCUCUAAACCUUAAGUAGAGAGCAAAACAAAUGGUUUAGACGAGUGCGUGGGCCGGCUGCAACGCAGCCAUUUUCUUCUUUCUACUUUCUUGAGGUUAUCAGUUGGCAUGCAGCGCACAGGACCAUUUUCACAUUUUCAGGACCAUUUUCACCAGAUCAUUUUCACUGUCACGCAACAAAAAAAAUUAACCGUCCAGUGGAAGAAGCCAAGAAAAUGAGAUGUUAUAAAAGACUAAUUUAUAAACAAUUUGUCCCAGUCUAAGGUCUUUGUGGCCCAUAGUUUCUGAGUUAUUUGCUGAAACGUUUCACGCACCUUUCUAGAGCUUUGUAUGGAGACGCCAUAUUGGUGUACCGUUUUGGUCCCGCAAUAUGGCCGCCGGAAAUUAGCAAAAGCAUCUGAAGCUAACUUUUUCAAUAAAAGCUCUUUCUUUUCACUCGAGAACAAGCACACGUGAGCAUAAAUGAUAAUGGUAACACUGCUGAAAAUCAAGAGGAGAGACUUGUUUUCAACGAGACAGCAUUCCUAUUUUGGUGUCACGCACUGUGAAAACUCGGAAGUUCAAAUUGCUGUUACAAUAUAGAAUUAUUUACUAGCGAACCUUUGUUUCGUUCAUUUUGCUGUUUCUAAUAGGAGUAAUCUUUAUAAUUUUCCAAAGUGGUUUGAAAGCAACGCUGGAACUUUUGUCCGCCUUUGGGUUUUUGGUCGUUUUCUUCGUCUAUAACGUUGUAGUUGAAUGGUGAAGAACACUUGAUAGCAGCUAGAUUGGUCACUAUUGGUCCUUUUUUUUUUUUCGGAAAAGUGUUUCGGUUCACGGUUUGGGUAAAUGUUACAAAGGGAAAAAUUACUGUUUAGUUCAGGACUCAACUGGUUUUUAUCAUUUAGCCUGUUUACCGAAAACGGCCGCGAAAUCCUGAAGGUGGUAUCAAAGUUAAGAUGAGAUGGAUAUGAUUAUGGAAACUAAAUUUUUCGCUACUUUAGCCGAACAUUCCGAACGGGAAAACAGGACUGCUUUAAUUUUCAGCCCUUCUAUUUCUCGGCGAAAUUUUCCUCCGGAAUGAACUAAAAACCCGUGCUCCAUUGAAUAAAUCAGUCCCAGUUAAUUAAUCCUCCAUCUGUGUCCUCAAUAUCAACAUCUUAGCUCUUCGAGAAGUUCCCCUUACCGCCAGCAGCAAUUGCUCGGCGAGGUGUUUUGCGGUUUCUUUUGACCAUUCACUAUUGGAGGCGAAACCUUUCGCUCCUGUUUUUGGAAACAGUAGAUGUAUUUGUUAUUUAGUCGAACCUCCAUUUGCAACCACCUCCCAUAACGGACCACCGAUCCAACACUCCCAAGAUUUUUCCGGGUCAAAGCCUCAUGAUUGAACUGGCUCUCGUAAAUGACCACCUCUCGUAGGCGACCGCGAUCACUUUUUCUCGACUUCUUGGGGUGACGCUUUUAUAAUUUCCGUCGUUUUUAACCUCCUGUAAGCGACCACUUAAUUAACAUGUAGUCUCAUCUCUAUGAAUAUUGCAUCUAGUAUCCACUACGCCUAGUCCCGCUAAACUCAAAGUGUAUGGAGAACGUUUAGUAACAGUACGGAACUACACAUAUCGCAACAUGGAAAUUGCAUGCAUAAAAUUCUCUUCCAGAAAGACCAUGUGCCCGAGCAUCUUCUCGGAAGAGACUUCCUGUGGUCUCUUAAACGACCUUUAAAUCCUUGCAGUUUGGGUUCUGGUUGGCUACUAAAGCAGGCAUUCAGCCUCGUCCCCAGGCCUAUCCCACAGAGAAGUCCUGCGCCUAUCUCGCUCACUUGGGAUUGAACUCCAACAAGAAACAAGAUAUUUUGGCUGUAUGAUGAAUCCUUUUAUUCGACCAAGCUUGUUCGUUUAAAAUGGCUGGCUAUUGGCCUCGUUCGUUUCUUUUUUGUUAUAUGGUGUUUGUAUUGACACCGACUUCUGCACUCGGUCCACAAAAACGCAACAACAGAACGUCGCGCUUGGUCAACAACGCAUAUCAAGAGAGGACCCUUGCGCGUAUGUAUUACCAAUUGGCUGUUGAAAACAAAAAGUUCCUUUUUUUAUCCCUUUUUUACGUGAACAUCAGAAGAAUCAAGCACAUGUUAGAGAGAUGUUUCGCUUCUUUUGCCCGCUGUUGGAAGUGAAACUUUUGCUUCUUUUACGGGAACAUAAGAUGUACAUUAUUCCGUCCAGGCGUGGAAGCGAUAUCUUUCACUGGCCAAGUUUUGCUUUUGUUUUUAGUGCGUUUUCAUAAAAAUAUGAACACGCACAGAAGAGAAUAAGGCAAAUACUCGGUCAUGUCGGUCGGUAAAGGAUAUUUUACGACUAACACAAGCCUUGGCCGGGUUGUGCAAAGUGGGGUUAAGAUAACCCAGCGUUAGUGCGAAAUUUGAAUUCAGAUAUAAAACCUUGAGUAGAAGAAGGAAAAUAAUCCGACAAAAUGCUUUUAAACAAAACAAAAAGAAACCCGAUCAAGUUAGCGCUAAUUAGCCUUCGAACUUUUCAGCCUUUCUUUAAAGCUAAGUUGCGUCUUUACCUGCGAUGAUCUUCUUUGCAUUUACCCCGGUAUUAGAAUUUUUUAUCUUUUGCGGGACAAACUGGGCGAGCCCCGAGAGCAAAACAGACAAGUCUGACCAUCUCGGGUAGCUUAUCAGAGCAGAGGAUUCGCUUUACAUCCUCUACCAUUGCGGGAUAGGAAGUGCGAUAUUUGCUUCUUGUCACCAUUACCCCGCGAGCAGAGGUUUCUUUCCGGCAUGGCUUUUAGCAUUCACAGUCGCGUUUUUACGUAAACAUUAACCAAAUACGCGACUGACAGCGAGGCAAAUGACUUCGGAAAUGCUGUAAGCCAAGCCGCAAAGAAAGCUCUGCUCGCAGGGCACGUCACCAUUAGUAAGGAACUGUGUCAAUUCAAUUCCACUCUCACAAUAACGGAACGCAGGGUCCGCUUCAAAAAUCGAACCAUGUUCGAAGGAAUUAUUUCAGUACCAUAUUUCACUGAACGCUGAUUGCACGAGGGCCGGACAGUGCGGCACGACCAGACUAUUUUGAGACUCUGCAUGGUAUAAGUGUAAUAUCACAGGUAGCCCAUGCUCGAAAUAUGAGCAUCGGCGAGCAUCAGCAUUGUCGCGUAACAUUCAAAAUAUAAGGAUUUGUAUGGGGAAAAAACCUGUGGUGCAAGUGUCCGCUUUACAGAGGUGUCCGUAUUAUAGAGGUAGGGAAUGUAUGAUUUUUGGCAUUUCUGGGACCAAACGAACUGUCCGUCUUGUAGAAGGGUCCAUAAGAAGAGGUUACACUGAAUAAUUAUUAAUAUGUUAAUUUAAUCAUUUCAAGGAAAAAAUUUUGAAUUUUGUCAAUUCUAAAAGGAUUAUUUAAUAGUCCAUUUCCGAGUUCCCCCGGGCCUCUGUUUCAAAACGAGGGUAGGUGCUCAGCCUUUGAUGUGGGAAUCAUUUUUCAUUCUCGCAAACAAAACUCAUUUUCACAAGAAAGGUUGCGCAUCUAGCCUCAUUUUGAAAGUGAGGGUAUUUGGAACUCGGAAGUGGCCUAUUGAAAUGGAAAAGUUACAGUUUUGGAUAUAGAAAAUAGGAAUACAUUGAAAGGAGUCUCUUUUUUAUUGUGAAAAUAUUUAAUAUACAUAUGUACGUAUUAUAUGAAAAUGGAGAGAGAAUUAUUUUGAUAAAAACUCAAGAGAGAAUGAUCUACUUGAAAAACUUUAAUACCAAAAAGGCACCUAAAUAUGACUGUGCUUGACUUGUGUGUCAGCGAAUAUGGGUCGUUGUGGAUGCAUGAAACGGUCCAGGGUUGUCUCACAAACGUCCACUUGUUUAUAUACCGGAAUAUAUAUAUAUAUAUAUAUAUAUAUAUAUCGCGUUACCGAAACGCGAGUAUAAGGGAUGCGUUUAAGCGUACCCGCAGAAACUGAAACAGAAACGUAUACACGCAUACAUUUUAAGUAACGUAAGCUGUUUUUUAUUGAAAUCCUUUCAUUUUCGUAGGUUACAGAAACGAUAGGUUUUUUUUUCCCAUACAAAUCCUUAUAUUUUGAAUGUUACGCAACAAUGCCGAUGCUCGCCGCUGCCCAUAUUUCGAGCUUGGGCUACCUGUGGUAAUAUAUGCACUAAAUUGUCGUUCACGGAAGAGAAGCUUUGGUGGGAAUUUUUUCUAGAUCUUACAUAAACAUCAACUUGAUUUACAUCAAAUCGUACAACGCAUAGAUUGAUCCCAACCGAUCUGCAGAUUUUGCUUUUGUUAUUUGACAGUCAUGGAGUUCUCAAGAAGCACGGAAUUUGUUAUUAGCGAGGAUUCAGACACUAAGUCCGGCCGGAGUAGAAAAGAGAGAAUUAUCACUAUCGCUCUGUUAGUCGUGGCUUCGAUCGUAUUAAUUGUAGGAGUCGUGUUGAUUGCAGUCGCGUCAACCAAAAAUAAUGCAAAAUCCGCUUCGACUUCAACAACCAUGGAACCUCAACAAAACAGCGUUCCUACAAAGGAAAGUGGAAGUAGUAGUACAGUCAGUACAAAGUCCGGUUCCACUCCAACGGUCGCCACCACGAAAUCAGCUCUCCAUACGUGUGCCUUUUCGGAAGAAGCUCAAAAUGUAGGUCUUGGUGAGAUUCUUGGUCGCGUUAAAUCAACUUACUUUAAACUCCAUCCCUAUGAUGUUGUGUACGAUCCAGAUGCCACUGCGGAUCGAAUUAAAAGAGAAUACGUCGCCUACGAUCCUACGCCGUCCAUGAUCAAAAAUAGAACGGACACCGCCCAAGCGUUGCUGAAAGAGAUAAGCGACAAAAGCAUCAAGACACACCUGCUGAAGCUUCGAGAGAGAAAGGCGUUGGCACAAGUAAAGCACUUUCUUCAGCAUGUGUUCGGCCAGCCCUACGAUGUCAACUACUAUGCCGGAGAUUGGAUGAUGGGCCCGAAUUUAUUCUGCUGGCAGCCAAUCUGUGAACACGGGUACGGCGUCUACAAUGGAAUAGGACGGCAUCACAAACCGUACAACGCCGAUGAUGUGAAACUUAUUGAAAGCAAGCCGAAAACUCACAAGGCAGGAUUUCUGUAG